CAUGUCCGCUUUCUCCCAACCCCGGCAGCUGCAACCGCGGAGCCCGUCACCAAAGCCACUGAAACAGUAAGCGGGAGAGCUGGCGAUGGCGAGGGAGGCGGACGGAGCCCGACUGGCGGCGCGGCUGAGGCUGUUCUAGGGAGACCGGCGGGGAGGCAUCUGCCGGGGGCUCAUUCCCAACACCAAAGGAAGCCCCCCCCCAGCCGCGUCUCCCUCCUGGAAUAAAACCCAAAUUCUAGCCAGCAACAUCCCAGGCCGGGCGAGCCAGCGAGCGAGCUUCGGAGCGGCCUCGGGGGCAGGGAAGGUGCCGGCGUUGCAGGCGAGCCGGCAAAGGGAAGCGCUUCCUCGGUGCCUCGCGGGCCACCCCAAGCCAGAUAGAUGUGCGCGCCGCCCGCCCGCCCACGCGGCCACCAUGAACACCCAACUGGCGAUGGAGACUCUGGGCGACCUCCACGGAGUGAGCCAUGAGCCGGGGCCCGACCUGCUCCGGAGCGCCCACCCCCGCGGCGGCGGCGGCCAGAGCAACCACUUGGCCCACGGCGCUCGCCCGCUGGGCAUGGCCGCCCUCCUGGACGGAGGGGACUACGCGCACCACCGGAGCGGCGCGGAGCACCCUUUGGGCGGCCCUCUGCACCCCACCAUCACCAUGGCUUGCGAGACCCCGCCUGGCCUGAGCAUGAGCAGCACUUACACCACCCUGACGCCCCUGCAGCCGCUCCCGCCCAUCUCCACCGUGGCGGACAAAUUCCCCCACCAUCACCAUCACCCCCACCACCCCCACCACCCGUCUCAGCACCCUCAUCAUCCUCACCAGCGGCUGUCGGGCAACGUGAGCGGGAGCUUCACCCUCAUGCGGGACGAAAGGAGCCUGGCCGCGUCCAUGAACAACCUGUACUCGCCCUACCACGCCAAAGACGUCCCCGGCAUGGGGCAGCGCCUCUCUCCGCUCUCCGGCUCCGGCCUGGGCGGGCUGCACGGCUCCCAGCAAGGGCUCCCCCACUACGCUCACCCGGGAGCCGCCGCCGCCGCCGAGAAGAUGCUGGCCCCCAACGGCUACGAAGCGCAUCACCCUGCCCUGCUGGCCAGGCACGGCGAGCAGCACCUGACGCCGACCUCGGCUCCCGGCAUGGGGCCUCUCCACGGGAUCCCGCACCACCCCCACGCCCACCUGAGCGCGCCGGGCCACGGGCAGAUCCUGGGUGCCGGGCCCCGGGAAGCCCACCCGGGAGCGGCGGCGGCGGGAGCAGCGGCGGCGGCCUCCGGGCAGGUCAACGGCGGCGGAAGCGGCUCGGGGCAGAUGGAGGAGAUCAACACCAAAGAAGUCGCCCAGAGGAUCACCACCGAGCUCAAGCGCUACAGCAUCCCGCAAGCCAUCUUCGCCCAGCGCGUCCUCUGCCGCUCCCAGGGGACGCUCUCGGACCUGCUGAGGAACCCCAAGCCCUGGAGCAAGCUCAAGUCCGGCAGAGAGACUUUCCGCAGGAUGUGGAAGUGGCUACAGGAGCCCGAAUUCCAGAGGAUGUCCGCACUCAGGCUGGCAGCUUGCAAACGGAAAGAGCAAGAGCAUGGGAAGGACAAAAGUAACACCCCCAAGAAGCCCAGGUUGGUCUUUACGGACGUCCAGCGCCGGACUCUACAUGCAAUAUUCAAGGAAAACAAGCGCCCUUCCAAAGAUUUGCAAAUCACCAUUUCACAGCAGUUGGGUCUGGAGCUCAGCACGGUCAGUAACUUUUUCAUGAACGCGCGACGGAGGAGCCUGGAUAAGUGGCAGGAGGAGGGCGGCUCCAGUUCAGGCAACUCAUCUUCUUCAUCAAGCACUUGUACCAAAGCGUAAAGAAUUGACCACAAACUAAUCUUCGGUGGAAAAGCUUUAAAAAUAACUGAACAGGACUUCAAGAAAGCAGGUUUAUACUUCAACUCUUUUUAAAAAAUGUUAUUUAUAAGCCCCAAAGAAACCAAAGACUUAACUUUACCUGAUGAUGACUUGGCUAGAAGAAACACACUUUAGUGGGAUGAUGGCUUGCAAAAUGAAGAGACUGGGAAAAGAGGGCAGGCUGCUGGCUUUACACCUUUACACCAUGAUCUCUUCCGCCCUAUGUGGCCGGUUAGUGAUCUGGAGGGCAGCCAUUGCUUCUUACCAGUGAUGAGGAUGCUCUCGGAUACGGCUCUUUGUUUCUACGGCAACACCAUGGAGGUGAAAGAUGUACAUAGGAUUCCGGGUGCCCACCAGCAGCGAGGAACAUAGCCAGAGCUGGUCUCAGAAAGUACAACCAUAACAGCAUUGAGUCACAUGAGUUCGUUUUAAAAAGUAGUGCUCUUUUAAUUGUUUGAACUUUUUCCAGUUCAAUACCUGGAUACAAGUUCAGAUAAGAAAUUCGAAUGCUUCCUGAACCAAUUGCAUUCUCUUUGUUUGUUAAGGGAUGUGUCCAUUUUAAAAAAAACCAAACAAACAAACAAACCAAAACAACCCCACAAUUUCAUUGUAAAACUAUCAGGUAGGUACCAAAGAACACAUUUCUAAUUAUAUUGCAGGUAUUUUGUUGCAAUGCUUUUAAUACACCAAAGCUAUUUUUACACAAAAUUCUAUGCACAGAUGUAAGGGUAAACACCUCAUUGUUGUCAGGCAUCCAGCUUUAAGCAAGACAAACCGUUGUUCCAACUGUGGCAAUUUCCUCUGCACACAAGUGAUACAUGACAGUAGUGUAGAGCCGAUAGGAUGGUAAACUACACUUUGUGGAGGACCCUGCAUUUGUUGAUGUGCAAACCCAGGGCUCCAGUAGAAAUACUUGAUAGUCUCCCCAAGUCAGAAAAGAGGCGUAUACUACAGAAAUUCAGGUUGCCCAUGUGUGUCAAACUACCUUUUUUAUUACUAGAAAUUCUAGGCAAACAGCUGCUAUGUCUUGCUUCUAGACAGUGUGCAUUUUAUUUACAUAUAUAUUUAUGCUCGUAAAAUUUAAAUUAUAAUUGUUUAAAAUACAGGCAACAACUUUUCCGCACAAGCUAAAGUGAGGCACAAGGCAACCAAGAGUUGUUGGGGCUCCUGCUACCUUAGGGUGAAAUCCUAGUCCAUGACCUUAAACCAAUGGAAGGAAGUUAUUUUGAAGUCCGUGCAGAUAUUUUUUAAGAAGAUAUGGUUAAAACUAGGAAGGAAUUCUAAUGAUAUUGAAAGUACAUGAAGAAACCUCUGUUGCUUCCCGUAGGAAGCAGGCCUCACAAUGUGUUCUUUUAGGAUGGCAGGGGCAGAGGCAGUUUGGAGUGCCACCAGUUGUAUGAAAGCUUAAACCAAAUUUAACUUAAACCCACUUGACCUAUUGCUCAAGAUAAGCAACCCAGUGUCAACAGCACCAUGACAUUUCCCUAGUGUUGCAGGGAUGACAGGAUGGCAUCGCAGUAAGCUCAGGAUUUCAUCACCAGCUGAAAUACAGAAUCUUCUGGGCUAUGAAUCAGAUGGUGUAUUAGUACUGAAGCCCAUAUAAGCUUGUCAUUUGGGAAUUAUAGAGACCAAGAGCAAACCUCUUUUAGGCACCGCGAACAACUGAAUCUGGCCCAUUCCUCUGUUGGCGCUUACUAGGUUGUUCCCUGGGUGCAGGGUUUUGUUUUUGUUUUUGCACAUCUCUUAUUUAUUUAUUAUUUAUUUAUUUAUUUAUUUAUUUAUUUAUUUGAGAGAGUUCUAUACAGAUAAGAUUUAACAGGCACAUUGUUUUGUGAAUGAAAAGUUUUGAAUGCAUGGUUGCAAGUAAUUGUUCACCCAUCUAAUGAAAACUUCCAUUUUACAUGUAAUGGAAGCAGCAGUGUUUACAUUUGGUGACUUGGCUUGUCUUACGCUUAUUUAUUUAUUUAUCAAAUAUGUAUAUGCCCACCCCCCUUGUCCGUAGAUCUCAGGGCAGUCCACAGCAUAAAAAAUACAAGAUAAAAAACACAAAAUGCAUAGGACAAUAGAUAUAUAAAUGUGCACGUAUAUCUCUUAGAUCCUGGGAUAUUGAUAUGAAACACUUUCUUUUAGUAAAUCAGGGUUGUAGUUAAGAGGAUCAAGUUACAAAAACUGUCAUGUUAAAUCCAUAUUCCCCCAGCCCCAGCUCCCCCCCCCCAAGGUAAACUCCUAUGAAAGGAGUGUGGUGAGGCCUACAGGGUGCAAUGCAGCAGGGCCAGACUUUGACCAUACAGGUCAUACCUUGGGUUAAAUGUGCUUCAGGUUGAGCGUUUUCAGGUUACGCUCCGCGGCAACCUGGAAGUA
This is a messenger RNA of Podarcis muralis (Common wall lizard), 4231 nucleotides long. It is a transcript of the gene ONECUT1, whose product is annotated as one cut homeobox 1. The record is from RefSeq and is a predicted model, not a curated record. Gene Ontology annotation, cellular component: nucleus. Lineage: Eukaryota; Metazoa; Chordata; Lepidosauria; Squamata; Lacertidae. Gene Ontology annotation, molecular function: RNA polymerase II cis-regulatory region sequence-specific DNA binding; DNA-binding transcription factor activity, RNA polymerase II-specific. Gene Ontology annotation, biological process: regulation of transcription by RNA polymerase II.